GCCUUGGUUGAGUUGCUCCUCGAGAAAGGGGCCGACCUCAAUGCAACUGCCGGAUUUUUCGAGAAGGCCAUCUUCGCCGCCAUCCAGGGAGGUCAUCCGGAUAUCGUGGCACUACUGCUCCAAAAAGCACCGCUGACCAAACAUAUUCACCCUGAAUAUACAACGCCGUUGCAUCUUGCUUGCGCUAUUGGUAGCGGUGCAUCUGUCCGCAAGCUACUAGAGCACGGUGCAAAUGCCACUGUUCUAGAUGCAAAGGGUCGGACUCCGUUGACGAUAGCCCUUGAAGAGAAGAGGCAGAGACGUAUAAGCUUCGAACCCUCUCAGAUAGAAACACCUUUGGAAGUCAUUUUGAAGCUUGCAAACCCACUGCAUGUUCUCGAUGACGACCUCGUGGCGGCAGCUGAACUACUCUCCAGAGACGCGGAGAAGACGCUCGCUUCGCUUUUGGAUAUUGCCAAGGGCAUGGUAGUAUCUGAAGCAGUCAUAUGCCAUGUCCUCAAGCGCUCGUAUGCUGGCAACGAAAUCAUCAAGCGCCUUAUGCAGAGAAGUGGUGGCAUUGGAGUGACGGCCAAGAUGCUCGAAGCCGUUCAUUCUCAUUACGAUCUGAAAUACCUGCUUGAGCACAAACCGGUGUGCCGAAUCACGCCAGAGAUUCUCAAAUCCCAGAAACAGCUCAAGUGCAUGAAGCUUCUACUGGAUAUCGACCCUGAGACGCCUGUCACUAAAGAGGUCGUAUUCCGGGCACUAGAGAUCGGGAAUGACUUCGAUCGCAGGUACAGGAAGCACGAACAGGAAGGGAAGGACGUGCUAGAGACCCUCUUCGACCGCAGUCCAGAUAUCGCUGUUACCGAAGAGAUGGUGCAAGCAGCGCGCUGUGCAGCAGAUAUGGAGAUCCUGCUUAAACACCUGGAACCUGGUACGCGUAUCUCCACCGACGUGGUUGCAGCGAUAUCCAAGUUAGGGCUGGGAGAGGCAUAUCUGACGAUGCGUCCGCUGCUCAAGUUCGACCCCAGCAUUAGGCUAGAUCCUAAAAUGGCCCUCCAAAUGAUUGGAUAUGGCAACGGCAUCAACGUACUGGAGAUGCUCCUGGAGCAUGAUCCGUCGAUGCCAGUAACUGAGGAGAUGUUUCUGCAAAUCUUUGGACAAACAUUGAGGGAGUCUGAUGGGAAGGAGCUUGCGGACGUCAUGCACAAGUAUGGGACAAGUCUGGUGUUCACGGAUAAAGUGCGGGAAGUCAUUGAUCAUGCUUACCAAAACAAGAGUGAAGCCGCGAUAAAGAAGCGAUUUUACAGUUUAAGAAUGACUGACGAAGACGGCAUUGAGCCUGUAGGCGAAAGUAUGGAUGAGAAGACGCCUGAGAAGAGUGUUGGACGGAGCCAAAGUGACAGUGGCGACAAUGCCUAUGAGAUUAUCGAUGAAGACUGAUUUGGAGGAAGACGCUGAGCGCUUACGUUUAUCGAAGGUGCAUCCCCAGUUGCAUUUAAUUUAGUUUUAUACUGUUUGACUGCACGGCUGCCACUUGCUCUAUGCCUUGCUUUUCCGGCGAGCUAUUUCUCAAAAAAAGUAGCACUGGAAAAUCUAGUCAUUAGAACACUAGGUUAGGGG
Molecule: messenger RNA, 1605 nt
Organism: Mytilinidion resinicola
Lineage: Eukaryota; Fungi; Ascomycota; Dothideomycetes; Mytilinidiales; Mytilinidiaceae
Exons: 2
Coding region: 463-1425 (320 amino acids)
Source: RefSeq, a predicted model, not a curated record